Molecule: messenger RNA, 1918 nt
Organism: Lagopus leucura (white-tailed ptarmigan)
Lineage: Eukaryota; Metazoa; Chordata; Aves; Galliformes; Phasianidae
Gene: SPIRE2
Product: spire type actin nucleation factor 2
Exons: 15
Coding region: 80-1918 (612 amino acids)
Biological process (GO): Golgi vesicle transport; actin filament network formation; intracellular transport
Cellular component (GO): cell cortex; cytoplasmic vesicle membrane
Molecular function (GO): actin binding
Source: RefSeq, a predicted model, not a curated record
CCGCGGCGACGGCAGCGUAGCGCUUCCACCCCCGCCGCCCGAGCUGCCUCUGCUGCUGACGCCUGCUGCUGAAGCACAGAUGGUGCAGUCCUUGGGUUUUGCCAUCUACCGGGCGCUGGACUGGGGGCUGGAUGAGAACGAGGAGCGGGAGCUGAGCCCACAGCUGGAGCAGCUCAUCGACCUGAUGACCAACAGUGACUCAGAGGACAGUGGCUGUGGCACGGCCGAUGAGGGCUAUGGGGGGCAGGAGGAGGAGGAGGAGAGUGGCGAGGGGCCACUGCGAGCUGUGCGCACUUUCGGGCAGGCCAUGCGGUGCUGCGCUGCACGCCUCGCUGAUCCCAACGAAGCUCAGGCUCAUUACCAGGCCGUGUGCCGGGCGCUCUUUGCUGAAACUGUGGAACUCAAAGCCUUCCUGGCCAAGAUCCGCGAUGCCAAGGAGAUGCUGCAGAAGCUGAAGGAGGAUGAGGAGGCAGAGGAGAGGCCAGCAGCUGAGCUGGGCAGCCUGCGCAACACAGACUGGGCCCGGCUGUGGGUGCAGCUGAUGCGGGAGCUGCGGCACGGCGUCAAGCUGAAGAAGGUGCAGGAGAAGCAGUUCAACCCGCUGCCCACCGAGUACCAGCUGACCCCCUUCGAGAUGCUCAUGCAGGACAUCCGUGCGCGCAACUACAAGCUGCGCAAGGUCAUGGUGGACGGGGACAUCCCACCACGAGUGAAGAAGGAUGCCCACGAGCUCAUCCUGGACUUCAUCCGCUCCCGACCCCCACUCAAGCAGGCGUCAGAGCGGAGGCUACGGCCACUGCCCCAGAAACAGAGGACACUGCAUGAGAAGAUCUUGGAGGAGAUCAAGCAGGAGAGGAAGCUCCGACCUGUGGAGACAUCAUACCGGGGUCAGAAAGGGUACAGCUCACUGCCCUGCAUCCCGCACGCCUGCUCCAGCCACCUCACGUCCAGCUCCUGCAUCGAUCUCUCUGUGCCCGAGGCCAGCACAGUGCCAGCACGGCCACGGCCCCGCGUCCUGCUCAAGGCACCCACACUGGCAGAGAUGGAGGAGAUGAGCAUCUCCGAGGAGGAGGACUCACCAAGCACAGAGUCUGUCUCAGGGCUGCCUAUGAAGCGGGACCGCUCCUUCUCAGAGCAGGACCUAGCCCAGUUCCAGAGUGAGCUUGGUGGUGGCCACGCAGCACCCAAGGUGCUGGAGUCGCUGGAUCCCGAGCCCCGGCCCCGAUCAGGCUCUGUUCCCGCCAGCUACCACCCAGUGCCAUACGGCUCUGCGCCCCGCGCUGCACUGGGCUCAGUGGAGGAGAAGCCAGAGGAUGGCUCCAGCACUGCGCCCAGCAGCAGCUCCAAGCACCUCUGGCUGGAGUUCAGCCACCCUGUGGAGAGCCUGGCCCUCACGGUGGAGGAGAUGAUCAAUGUGCGUAGGGUGCUGGUCAAGGCCGAGAUGGAGAAGUUCCUACAGAGCAAGGAGCUCUACAACAGCCUGAAGAAGGGCAAGGUCUGCUGCUGCUGCCGCGCCAAAUUUCCCCUCUUCUCCUGGCCUGCAGCCUGUCUCUUCUGCAAGCGGUCUGUCUGCUCCUCCUGCAGCCUGAAGAUGAAGAUGCCUUCCAAGAAGCUGGCUCACAUCCCUGUCUACGCACUGGGCUUUGAGAGCCUCCCAGGCUCACUGCUGGCCAAAGCUCUGCCACUGCGCAAGAGGGAAACCUUCCACUCGCUGCCAGGUCCAGGCUGGCGCCGGGUGGAGGAGGAGUUCCCCCACAUCUAUGCUCAGGGCUCCGUGCUCCGCGACGUCUGCAGCGACUGCACCGGCUUCGUGGCCGACGUCAUCUGCUCCAGUCGCCGCAGUGUGGCCGUCCUCAACGCCGCUCCGCGCCGCCCCGCUGCCCCGCGCUCCCUGCGCUGCAGCUCCUGGCACGAGUGA